AUGGUCUGCUUGGUUAUUGUGAUUCUUUUUGCUAGUGUGCAUCAUCCAAUAGUGACUGCCCUAUCAGCCAUGCUAGUCAACUCUCAAAUCCCUUUCUUGGUCUGCCCCCUUGAAUCUGGUAAAUGUGAAUCUUGUGGUACUGCUGAACCUGGGCAGUGUGAAGGUCAUUUUGGAUAUAUUGAACUACCAAUCCCAGUAUACCAUCCGGAUCAUGAUAAUGAACUAAAACGGAUAUUAAGCUUGUUGUGCUUGAAGAUGAAGAAGAGGAUGGUACUAUGUCUGAAUGGGCUUGGAUAUAUUGAACUACCAAUCCAAGUAUACCAUCCGGAUCAUGAUAGUGAACUGAAAUGGGCUUGCUCUAUUUUGAGAUCAGCAUAAAAAAAGUUAUUUUUUACACUGAUGACAGGAGUAGGCUGGAUUGGAGACAUACCCAUUGAGAAAGGGGAGAGAUUGAGAUUCAAAACUUUUGCUCAUUUCCACUGGAAGGGUCAACCAGAAAGGUUCAGAAUCUUUGGCUGAUCCAGAAGAGUAUCCUAAUUUGUUCGAGGACUGGCAAGUCACACUUGC
This is a messenger RNA of Ilex paraguariensis (yerba mate), 567 nucleotides long. NCBI's taxonomy places the organism in Eukaryota, Viridiplantae, Streptophyta, Magnoliopsida, Aquifoliales, Aquifoliaceae. The record is from the annotation of a GenBank genome assembly.